Messenger RNA from Lycium ferocissimum, 3328 nucleotides. RefSeq names its product probable disease resistance protein At5g66900. Gene Ontology annotation, biological process: defense response to fungus. The record is from RefSeq and is a predicted model, not a curated record. The coding region runs from base 232 to 2799 and encodes 855 amino acids. The transcript is spliced from 5 exons. Gene Ontology annotation, molecular function: ATP hydrolysis activity; ADP binding. NCBI's taxonomy places the organism in Eukaryota, Viridiplantae, Streptophyta, Magnoliopsida, Solanales, Solanaceae.
AAGUGGAGAUAGAAAAAGAACAAAUUCUUGACUCGGUAACUUUGCAUCGCCACCAAAGUCAACAGUUAAAGGACAAAAGUCGAAGCUUCCGACCAUUGCAAUCUCUUUUACAAAGGAAAAGGAUCUUUCUCAGCACCACAAAAAAUCAAUGCUUAACCUCUACAAGACGACUCUCUACUAUACUUCACCAACACUUGCCCCAAAUUAGGCUAUUUCACAGUAUACUUCUCAAUGGCCGCAAGUCUCUUUGGAGGUGCUGCUUUGGGUCCAGUCUUUGACAUACUAUACAAAGCAGUUUUUGAUGUUGGUAUAAACAUCGCCACUUUCCGUUCCAAAUUCCUCAGCUUAAAGCAGACAUUAAUAGACAUCGGACCAGUUUUCGCUGAUAUUGAGAGGCUAAGCAAAGCUCUAGAUGGCCGAGACGAAGAAGUAGAGAUGUUUAGGAAGCGCCUGAUGAAAGGUGAAGAGCUAGUUCGCAAGUGUUCCAAGACUAAAUGCUACGAUGCGCUGAAGAAGUGGAAGUACUCCAAGGAUCUGACCAAGUUGGAAAGUUCACUGGUUAAGUUCUGCCAGAUGCACGGGUUAAUUCAGGUGUGUAGAGAUACUAAAAUGAUUCUGGUUGAGUGUAAAAAACAUGGUAAGAAAUUGGACGAGGUUCACUCGAUGAUGAGAAAUAUGUCGUUGAUGGGAUCGGGUAGUAGUAGUAUUGGGUUUACAAAUUCUAGUGGGUCUUCAGGGUGGAUGAGUGGUGGUGGUUCUAGUUUUGGCAGCUCAAAUGGGAAUGGGUUUUCAGGAUGGGCUGAUGUGCCCCAAGUUCCUGAUUCUGUGGUUGGAUUUGAAGUGCCAAUUCAAGAAUUGAAAUUGAAGCUGCUUGAUGAGAAAAAUAAGGUGGUUGUUCUUUCUGCUCCUGCUGGAUGUGGAAAGACUACUUUGGCAGCUAUGUUUUGUCAACAGGAUGAUAUCAAAGACAAAUACAAGAGCAUCUUUUUUGUCACUGUUACCAAAACACCAAAUAUCAAACGCAUUGUUGGGGAAAUUUUCGAGAAGAAAGAUUGCAAGGUGCCAGAGUUUUCUACUGAGCAAGACGCAAUCUGCCAACUCAAUAACCUCCUUAGACGAAUUGCAUCUCAACCUGUAUUGCUGGUGCUGGAUGAUGUUUGGUUUGAAUCAGAUUUCGACAUCGAGAAUUUUGUAUUUCAGAUACGUGGAUUUAAGAUUCUGGUCACUUCGAGAUUUGUGUUCCCAAAAUUUUAUACAUAUAAAUUAAAUCUUUUGAGCGAGAAGGAUGCCAAGGCUCUCUUCUGCACUUCAGCUUUUAAAGAUAGCAUCCCUAAUGUGCGACUUGAUCUUGUUCAUAAGGUUGUGAGAAGUUGCGGCGGUUUUCCACUGGCUCUACGAGUUGUAGGCCGUUCAUUGUGUGGCCAGCCUGAGGUGAUAUGGUUUAACAGAGUAAUGAUGCAGUCUAAAAGACAAAUUCUCUUCCCUACUGAGAAUGAUCUGCUUCGUUCUUUGCAAGCCAGCAUCGAUGCCUUGGAUGAAAAAGUUCUUUACAGCAGCAGAGAAACAACUACAUUAAGAGACUGCUACCUGGAUUUAGGAUCAUUUCCUGAAGAUCAAAGAAUUCAUCCUGCUGCUCUUUUGGAUAUGUGGGUGGAACGAUACAAUCUAGAUGAAGAUGGCAUGAAUGCAAUGACCAUCUUCUUUGAACUGUCUUCACAAAACCUGGUUAAUCUCGCCCUUGCAAGAAAGGAUGCACCAGCAGUUGUUGGCUUACAGAAUUUACAUUACAUACAGCAGCAUGAUAUGCUGAGAGAACUGGUCAUCCACCAGUGUGAUGAGAAGCCGGUAGAAGAGAGAAUGAGAAUAUAUAUCAACAUCAAGGGGAAUGACUUUCCUACGUGGUGGUUUGAACAAAGACAUCAGCCGCUUGAAGCGGAGGUUUUGUCUAUAAUCACAGAUAAAGAUUUCUCUUCUGAGUGGUAUGACGUGCAAUGUCCUAAAGUUGAAGUACUUGUAUUGAACUUUGAAACAAGUACAUACAACUUACCCCCUUUUGUAGUACAAAUGAGCCAAUUGAAGACUCUGAUUAUGACAAAUAAUGGUUUCUUCCCAGCCAAAUUGAAUAACUUUCAGCUUUGUUCUCUGCUCAAUCUUAAGAGAAUCAACCUGGAACGCAUUUCUGUUACAUUGAUUUUCACAUCCAAUUUGCAGCUACCAAAUUUGCUCAAAAUCUCCCUGAUCAUGUGUGAAAUCGGGGAGGCAUUUGAAAACUCUGCUGCCAACAUGCCUUACAUGUGGCCAAAACUCGUGGAGAUGAAUAUCGAGUACUGCAACGACUUAGUAGAAGUACCGGCUGAAAUAUGUGAUCUUGUUGAUCUUAAAAGGCUCAGCAUCUGUUAUUGUCCCGAACUGGUUGCCCUUCCCGAAGAGCUUGGGAGGUUGACAAAUUUGGAAGUACUAAGGCUUCAUUCUUGCACAAAAUUGGCUGAGUUGCCAAAAUCAAUUGUAAAACUUAAUAGAUUGGGAUUUCUUGAUGUAUAUGAUUGUGUGGAUAUGGACUGCUUGCCAAUGGAAAUGGAUCAACUCUGUUCUUUACGGACCGUCUGCAUGGGAAGUCGCCUGGGGUUUACUGAGCUUCCCAAUUCUGUGCUGAAACUAGUGCAGUUGGAAGAUGUUGUAUGUGAUGAAGAAACAGCCUCUUUAUGGGAAUAUUUUAAGGAAUAUCUGAGGAAUCUGAGAAUCACUGUGAUAAAGGAAGAUAUCAAUUUGAAUUUGCUGCAUAAAUCAUUAUUUAUCUGAUUUCAAGUAAGAUGCUGUUGGAGCACUUGCAUUGGUGGAACUUGAAUAUGGAUGGAUAGAGCAAAGCAAACACUGGAAUAACUUGAUCAACAGCAACAAUCAAGGUAAGUUUCUUGAGGCGACUUUGGAGUAGAACAAAAUGAGCUGAACUGGUAGCCAUGUGUGAAGGCUAUUAACAGUUGAAUGUGUUCUCAAUAUUCCAACACAUAAGGACUUUAUCCAAUAAUAUUUUCAGUGAAAAGAUGCAGCUCAAGAUUGAUCAUUUCACUUAAUAAGUUUCAUACAACUGUCAAGGAAUUGACAUCUUAUUAGGAGCUGUCGUUAGAGUUGGAAUGCAGAAAAGCUAGUGCAGUAGAUUAAUGUAAGUUUGAACUUUAGUAGGCUCAUAAAGAACAUAGUGUAUUGAUUUAUGGAACGGUCAUCCAUUUACAUCCUUAAAUUUGGAUAGGGCUUUGGACCCUGACCCUGAUGUAUUCCUUUUUAUGCAUGUAAAGCAAUCCAUAAUAAUAUAGAUGCUUCUUUGUCAAAA